GCAACAGUUCACAGUUGGCGGACGACAGCCACCGACUAGACUCCACAAUGAACAAGUUUGUUCUGAUCGCCGUGGUGGGAUGUUCGCUUGGUCUUCUGAUGCAAGCUGUUUUAUCGGAAGGUCCAUUCGAGUCAGCAGUUCAGUACGAGCAAGGAAACGAUUUUCCUGUCAGGGAUGAAACAAGUGACUACGUCGCCCAGGAAGAUGAACUGAAUGAUGAGAGCGCCUUCGAAGACGAGGAUGAAGAAGACGAAGACGAAGUGGAUGACGAAGAAGAUUCUGAAGGAAACGAUGAGUUACAAGAAGAUCCAAGACCAAACCCGUUUUGGGGCCGCCGCCGGAAGCCGAGAAUCCCAAUUCCACGAAUUCCGAAACCAAGAAUCCCAAUUCCACGAAUUCCGAUACCAAGAAUCCCAAUUCCACGAAUUCCGAAGCCAAGAAUCCCAAUUCCACGAAUUCCGAAACCAAGAAUCCCAAUUCCACGAAUUCCGAAACCAAGAAUCCCAAUUCCACGAAUUCCGAAGCCGAGAAUCCCCAUUCCUCGUAUUCCGAAACCCAGAAUACCCAUCCCAAGAAUUCCUAAGCCAAGAUUUCCAUGGGGAAAGAAAAAGUAACACUGAUCCAGCUCAGUCGACCGGUUUUAAGAUUUCCUGUCAAGUAAAUGGUUAGAGCGAUUGUAAUGGUGUUUUAAGGGAUUUCUAAAAAUAACACGUCACUUGCUUCGAGUAUUUUGUGUUUAGAUGCGUGAUAUAUGCAGCUUUCGUAUUCUUAUGAUAUUAUAUAUCUCAGGCCUUGCAUACGGUGGCUGCGGUCACAGUACGAGCAGCAGUGAAAAACGAGCUAUCCCGACCGAAACGACAGAAUAACAGUCUUUUUCGCUGCAGCAAAUAAAAAUAGAGACAAUGCUCAA
Orbicella faveolata is the source of this 910-nucleotide messenger RNA. RefSeq lists its product as uncharacterized. Lineage: Eukaryota; Metazoa; Cnidaria; Anthozoa; Scleractinia; Merulinidae. The record is from RefSeq and is a predicted model, not a curated record.